CAUAUAUCCGGAGAAAGAAAUCCGAGCCACUUUCCCCCUUUCUGCCAAAGUCUACACGGCAACAGCAGCAGCAGCGGCUGCAACGAACAGACGAGAGAGAGAGAGAGAGAGAGCAACUACAGCGGAGAGAGAUGGAAGCACCGCCUCCACCACCCAACUACUCCGAAACAUCCUCCGCCAAACCAUAUUUCGGCCGAUAUAUCGGCCGAAACGACCUGGACCAGAUGCCCGAGACCCCCCGUCGCGGGUCCCAUCGCCGGGCCCACUCCGACACCUCCUUCCGCCUCCCUGACGACGACGAUGACAUCCUCUUUGAUGCCGCCGACACUGACUUCUCCCUUGCUGACAUCGACAUCCCGACACUGUCCCUGCAGGACUCCGCUUUCCCGACGCACGUCGAUUCUUCCGCUGCCAAAUCGGAGGAAUCCAACGGCAGGGAUGACUCCAGCUCGAGGCCUGUUGGAAACAUUAGCAACCACUUCAGGAGCUUAUCGGUUGAUGCUGCGUUCUUCGAGGGGUUGGGAUUCCAGCCGUUGGUCAACGGCGGCGAAGGGCAGGGCGAGAAGCCGGGUGCUGGUGGGAGGGGUGUUCAGGAGAAGAGGAUGCACCGACACAGCAAUUCUAUGGAUGGGUCGUCGUCUUCGUUUGAAGCGGAUUCGUUGUCAGAUUACACGAAGAAGGCGAUGGCGGCAGAUAAGCUGGCUGAGCUGGCGCUGAUUGAUCCAAAGAGAGCAAAGAGGAUUCUAGCUAAUAGGCAAUCAGCAGCGCGGUCAAAAGAGAGAAAGAUAAGGUACACAAGUGAGCUGGAGAGGAAGGUGCAAACGCUUCAAACGGAGGCUACCACGUUGUCGGCGCAGCUUACACUUCUACAGAGAGACACUACUGGUUUAACUGCUGAGAACAAGGAACUCAAACUGCGGCUGCAGGCUAUGGAGCAACAAGCGCAUCUUCGUGAUGCUCUCAAUGAAGCACUGAGGGAAGAAGUACAGCGGCUUAAGAUAGCAACCGGCCAAGUCCAAAACGUCAACAACAAUGCCUUCAACAGAGUACAACAGCAGUCAGCUCCUGCAUUUUUCUCUCACCCACAGCAGUUGCAUCAUCUAGUAGGUAGCCAGCAAACCCAGCAGCUCCAUAUGUCCCAGUCGUCUCCCAAUCGGCAGUCUCCACAGGGUCAAGGCUCCUCGGACUUCAAUUAUCUCUAGCAACUAGGUUUGUUUUUCCUGCAGGAGGCGAUUGGAAGGUAAGUCCCUACCUUAAAUAGGUGGUUAUGUAUGUAUAUAGGGCGUGCUCGAGUGGUACCACUGCCACCGUAAAAUGUGGGGCCCUGGUGAUGUAUGAAGGCUGUUCAACUUGUCCAUCAGAUGCAUCAUCUCAAAUUAUCCUCAGGUACCAAAAUUCAGCCUGAUCCAACCUGCAGGUGGGCCACAACACGGAACAGUGUGAGAGGGGGCACCCACCGUUGAUUUAAACACGGGUCCACCUGAAUUUCAAAACAGCCUGACCCUUCAUCCAGACCAGAUGAAGGGUUUGAAUGGCCUGGAUUUUAUAUAUACAACAUGGUGGGCCCUCCAUGCAAAUCAAGAGUGGACACUCCCUCCCAACUAUUUCCCUGUGGGGUGGCAGACCUGAUUCAUGGAUCAGCCUGAUUUUAGGGCCCUGGCAAUAACAUGCACUGAUGCAUAUGAUGGAUGGGUUGGAAUUUAUGCAUGCAUUGCAUGUGCUCCACGUCUGCCUAGUAUCACUGGAGCUUACUGUGGUGCCAGUACCACUGGAGCACGCCCCAUGUAUAUGUAUAUAUUAGUGUAAACUUGUUAUAGUCUCUUCCAAUGAUAAUUAGAAUACUUUCGUCCUUGUAAUUUUAGUACUAUGCAUGUGUAUUCAACUAUCUUCUGAAUAAAACUUUGUAUGAAACAUGUAUCCUCUACUUGUAAUAGCCUUUUGUAAAAAUGUAAUAUGAAAGGUUUGACAAAGUGUUAUGGCA
This is a messenger RNA of Magnolia sinica, 1981 nucleotides long. Its product is annotated as transcription factor VIP1-like. The transcript has 4 exons. Gene Ontology annotation, biological process: regulation of DNA-templated transcription. Bases 132 to 1202 code for a protein of 356 amino acids. NCBI's taxonomy places the organism in Eukaryota, Viridiplantae, Streptophyta, Magnoliopsida, Magnoliales, Magnoliaceae. Gene Ontology annotation, cellular component: nucleus. The record is from RefSeq and is a predicted model, not a curated record. Gene Ontology annotation, molecular function: DNA-binding transcription factor activity.